Messenger RNA from Bursaphelenchus xylophilus (pine wood nematode), 1852 nucleotides. The record is from the annotation of a GenBank genome assembly. NCBI's taxonomy places the organism in Eukaryota, Metazoa, Nematoda, Chromadorea, Rhabditida, Aphelenchoididae.
AUGCCCACCUACGAGUUGCUGUAUUUCGACGCCUACGGAAGAGCGGAGCCCAUCCGGCAGGCGUUCGCGUACGCCGGACUCACCUACAAGGACACCAGAAUCAGCUUCGCUGAAUGGCCCACGUUGAAGACGGAUACGACGAGUAGGUUGCAAUUAUACGUGAUCAGUCUGUCGGAAAAAUAAUGAGCAUAAUGUCGCUGUGCAAAUCGCGUCGCUGAAGUGAAAAGAAAUUCGGUUUUGUCGCGACGCAAUUCAUUUUCUCGCCGGUGAUGCGAUUUGCGACAGAGCGCUCAUUAUUUUCCCGACAGACUGAUUUAUUGGACUUCAGAGCCUAUUUUAGAAAAGAAAAAAAAAAUAUUUCAACCAGGCAUGGUUUUUUACCGCACUGUGCAAAAUUUCGCCUUUUGCACAGUGCAUAAAGACCGCAAAAAAUUUUUGAUUUUUUUUUUUGAAAAAAAAUUCACGCAAAAACUGUCUAUGACACACAGUGAUUAAGGUAGUUAAAAGUCAGUUUUGGGCCAAAAUUAAGCUCCACAUUAGGCCGCUAGCCGGCGCAAAGCAACCAAGGUGCGACAAAUCCACAUUAUUUUCCCGACAGACUGAUAGUCCGUUCGGAAAACAGCUGGCGUGAUUUCUGCGGCAUGCACUGUGGGCAAGCUGAUAUCCGCCUGUCGGGAAAAUAAUGUGGAUUUGUAGAGCCUUAGAAUCGUCCAUCAUCGCUUCACUACGACUAGCCGCGGCUGGAAAUUUAGUCUUGACUGCGUUGAGGCGAGAGAUUUUUCUGCGACAAGCCCACAUUAUUUUCCCGACAGAGUGACAAUACUUUCUUUCACGUAUUUUGCAACUUUUCUCUCCAGAGAUCCCGUACGGCCAAAUCCCAGUCCUCCUCAUCGACGGAAAGCCACUCACCGAAAGCCACACCAUCACCCGAUAUGCGGCCCGGUUGACGAAACUCGACGGAACCGACCCAUUGGAGACGGCCUUCCUGGAUCAGGCCUACGAAAUGGCGAGGACUUUCUUCGACUCUGUGGCCACAUACUACAAGACGUUGAUCGGGCUGGCCGAGGGAGAUAAGGUAUGCAUUUUGGGGAUAGUUUCUUAACCGAUCGAUACGGGGCAGGUGGAUAUGCAAAAAAAGGUUGUAGGAAGUGUCCACGAGGCCUGACAAUGCCGUUGGAUGGUCAGCGGACGCUCGGCGGAGACUUAGCUUUGUGACCGGCGAAAUUGAUUCUUUGUGGAAGCCUUACACUCUGCAGUAUAAACGCGUGAAACGUUUUUAAGCCAAAAUUCGCCCAUGAAAUUUUCAUUUUUUCUAAUGCGAUCUGCUCGGGGUUUACAAAGUUCAUGGUGACAAUUUUUAUAUAAUUUGAAUAAGAAACUUUCAGAGUCUCAAAUACAUUUUUUAAUUUUUCAAUACGUGCCACGGCGAGCCGACAAUACAAAAAAACGUAGACCCCAUUCUCGAUUUUUUAGAUUUUUUGCGGCACCCAACUUCGAAACGUUGUGUGUUUCUUUAAAAUGUCAAGCUUCAUCAAAACCUGAGCGUCACAUUUCAAACAUUACCUCUAUUAGCCCUUUUCAUUUUCAGGAGAAAUUAAAAGCCGAGCUCUUCUUGCCCAACGCUGAGAAGCAAUUCAAGGCGUUGGAGGACCUGUUAAAGCCGAGCGGCUUCUUCGGCACCACCGGUCCCACCUAUGUCGAUCUCUAUUGGGCGCAGACGACCGAAUUCUACAACAGACAUGCACCGGAGCUCUACACCAAGUAUCCCAAGUUCCUGGAGCAUCUGAAGAGAGUGGAGAACCUGCCCGAACUCAAAACAUAUUUCCAGAACCGCCCGGAUGCCGCGUUUUGA